AUGGCCGCCGCAGCUUUUCGAGAUGCCGGCGUCCGAUGGGUCUGCGCUGGUUGGACUGUAUUCACGGUCGAGAACCUGGUUAUGUCAGAGUACAAGGUGGAGAUCAAGAAGUAUUGGGGAGGCAGUGGUGGACCAGGUGCUUACCAAACCAUGUAUAGCACACUUUCGGGACUUGCAUCAUUUUCCAUCUUUGCAGCGUAUUGGCGCUUUGCGCGUCACGGCUUGGCCCUGCGCAGUCCCAGCUCGACAGAGCGGCUGUUGGCCUUUGGCUUUCGUGUGCUCGGCCUGGGUACACUGAGCCAGCUGAUGCCUCCCAUCAACCUCGGAGCGUUGCAGAUCGCGCUAGGCCUGUAUGAGCCGCCCAAGGAUCUGCCGCCCCAAGUGCGAGGAGCGAUGGCAUGCCCCUUUGACUUCAAUGCGCAUGCUGGGCGUGGAGAGGUCUUUGGCAUCACUCGCCUGUCGCGGCGUCCUGAACUUGCUGGUAUUGGCUUUUUCGGUAUCGGCGGGGCUUUGGUUGCGACGACAGCAACCCAGAUGGCGUUCUGGGGGCUUGGCCCCGUCGUCUCAUUUAGCAUUCUCGCUCUGCACAGCGAUCGCGUGCAACGACGCAGUGGGGAGAUGUCCACUUGGAAAGAGGAGCAGACGUCACUGGUACCUUUCCUAGCUUUACUGGACGGCCGACAGUCGUGGGCAACUUUUUACAACGAGCUUGUCAUGCAGAAUCUGAUCGCUGCUGCUCUUCUGGCAUCCUUCUACAGUGAUGAUCCCAAGUUUGAGCUCAGCUACACGUGGCCCCCGGGAGAAGACAAGAACUACGCUGGUCUGAGGUUCAAGACGGAGGAGCUGCCCCAAAAGGAGAUUUGGGACGGAAACUUGGAUUCGUGCAGCCUCUCUGCAUCUUGA
Molecule: messenger RNA, 903 nt
Organism: Symbiodinium sp. CCMP2456
Lineage: Eukaryota; Dinophyceae; Suessiales; Symbiodiniaceae
Source: the annotation of a GenBank genome assembly